Molecule: messenger RNA, 1480 nt
Organism: Bombyx mandarina (wild silkworm)
Lineage: Eukaryota; Metazoa; Arthropoda; Insecta; Lepidoptera; Bombycidae
Gene: Dh44-R2
Product: Diuretic hormone 44 receptor 2
Biological process (GO): adenylate cyclase-modulating G protein-coupled receptor signaling pathway; cell surface receptor signaling pathway
Cellular component (GO): plasma membrane
Molecular function (GO): G protein-coupled peptide receptor activity; peptide hormone binding; diuretic hormone receptor activity
Source: RefSeq, a predicted model, not a curated record
UGCUAAUGUCUCACCCACGGACGUGGCCAGUCUCAUAUACUUGACGGGAUACUCUCUCAGUCUCGCAGUUUUAUCGCUGGCCGUCUUCGUCUUCUUGUAUUUUAAGGAUCUAAGAUGCUUAAGAAACACGAUACAUACAAAUUUAAUGACCACAUAUAUACUGUCGGCUUGUAGUUGGAUAUUAAAUUUAGCUUUACAAAAUUGGUCCGACGAGGCACAGCAAGAUCAAACGUCAUGCAUGAUCUUAGUUAUAUGCAUGCAUUAUUUUUAUCUAACGAAUUUCUUCUGGAUGCUCGUUGAAGGUCUGUACCUGUACAUGCUUGUUGUGGAAACAUUCACCGCGGAAAAUAUUAAACUCAAAGUAUACACUACCAUCGGUUGGGGUGCUCCGGCGAUAUUCAUCACAAUUUGGGUCGUGUCAAGAUGUUUUGUCAACGUCAUGCCAUCGACUGGACCAGACGGUCUUGCGCUUGCUGGGGAAGCGAAGAUGUGUAUAUGGAUGCACGAACAUCAGGUGGACUGGAUACACAAAGCUCCCGCGCUGGCGGGACUCGCGCUGAACUUAUUUUUCCUUGUCAGGAUUAUGUGGGUGCUGAUUACAAAACUCCGCUCGGCGAACACCCUCGAAACAGAACAAUACAGGAAGGCUACUAAAGCGCUUCUUGUAUUGAUACCAUUGUUGGGUAUCACUAACCUGCUUGUGCUCUGCGGACCUAGUGACGACUCCUGGUUCGCAUACUCAUUCGACUACGCGAGAGCCCUCAUGCUAUCUACACAGGGAUUCACAGUGGCCCUAUUCUAUUGCUUCAUGAACACUGAGGUGAGACACGCGAUCAGGUACCACGUUGAGAGAUGGAAGACUGGCAGAAAUAUCGGAGGAGGGAGAAGGAGGGGAGCUUCAUACUCUAAGGACUGGUCUCCUAGAUCCAGAACGGAGAGUAUACGGACUACAUCACGAGCGGUAGCGCUAGCGGGGAACAGUCUCCGGUUUGAAGCGGGAGGCGGGGGAGGCUCUCGCGCCUUCGCACCCUGUCCGAGGAAGACGCCAACCCUGAAGCGUCCACCUCAGCCUCUCCCGCCUCUACGUCUCCUCUAUGCGCGUCUAUCAACCGACCGGACUCCAACCCAGCCAACUCUUCAACUAAAUGGCCCAACGAAAACUGGCUGUCGAAUGUCCAAAAUACCGACUUCAAAUUCGAACCGCCAGAUGUCAAAAGCGAUGAUCGAUCUUUGAACGACACUCUUUAUUCUGUGAGCCAUUUUGAAAAAUCAAAAGAGCCGAUUUUAAGUUCGACAGCAAACGAACUAUUUUAACUGAUCAACAAAACAAAAUAGAUUGUAAUAAUAACAUUUUUCAUCUUGCUUGUACGUUUGUAUGAUUAGAUCCUACGUACUAAGUUUUUUGCAAAAUAUUUAUCGCAUUAGUUGCACUUACAACUAAUAAAAGUUUUCCCGUUUUGCUUACGAUGUCCAUUAAGUG